CUGCCGCCACCGCCUGCGACAGGACCUGAGCCGAGAGGACGCUGCGCGAGCCAUGGCUGCGGCCCCCGCGGGGGCGGAGACCCGGCAGAAGCUGCUGCGCACCGUGAAGAAGGAGCAGUGUUGCUGACCUGUUCUAGUGGUGCCAUCUGUAUGCAGGAAGGACUGCUUCGAUCACUCCAGUGGGAGCAAGAUGGACUCAGCUGCAGGGGGUCAGUUUCUGCCCUGUGCUCACAGAUGACUUUGCAGUUGCUCUCAGAGCAUGAGCUUGCUCAGCUGGGUGAGCACCAGGGGAGCCUCCUUGGAGGGCUGUCUGAAGGACUGGACAGGACCACAAGUGGAGACAUGGAUGUAGGAGCCUCGUCCCCAGGCCCUGAACACCCUCCUGGUUCUUGGCAAGGUGAAGCAGAUCAUGGAAGAGGCCGUCACGCGCAAGUUUGUCCACGAAGACAGCAGCCACAUCAUCUCCUUCUGCGCCGCGGUGGAGGCCUGCAUCCUGCACGGGCUGCGGCGGCGGGCAGCUGGCUUCCUGCGCAGCAACAAGAUCGCGGCUCUCUUCAUGAAGGUGGGCAAGAGCUUUCCGCCGGCCGAGGAGCUGAGCCGCAAAGUCCAGGACCUGGAGCAGCUGAUCGAGAGCACGCGAAACCAGAUCCAGGGCCUCCAGGAAAAUGCUCGGAAGUUGCCCAAGCUGCCCAACCUGUCCCCACUCGCCAUCAAGCACCUGUGGAUCCGCACCGCCUUGUUUGAGAAGGUCCUGGACAAGAUUGUGCAUUACCUCGUGGAAAACAGCAGUAAAUACUAUGAGAAGGAAGCUCUCCUGGUGGACCCCGUGGACGGCCCCAUCCUUGCAUCCUUGUUGGUGGGGCCCUGUGCCCUGGAGUACACCAAGAUGAAGACCGCGGACCACUUCUGGACCGACCCCUCCGCCGACGAGCUGGUUCAGAGGCACCGCAUCCAUAGCUCGCACCUGCGGCAGGACUCGCCCAGCAAGCGGCCAGCCCUCUGUAUCCAGAAGAGGCAUUCGAGCGGAAGCAUGGACGACCGGCCGUCCCUGUCUGCCCGUGACUAUGUGGAGUCCCUGCACCAGAACUCCAGAGCCACCCUGCUCUACGGCAAGAACAAUGUUCUGGUUCAGCCGAGGGACGACAUGGAGGCUGUACCUGGGUACCUGUCCCUGCACCAGACAGCUGACAUUAUGACCUUGAAGUGGACACCCAACCAACUGAUGAACGGGUCCAUGGGGGACCUGGACUAUGAGAAGAGUGUCUACUGGGACUACGCCAUGACCAUCCGCUUGGAGGAGAUUGUCUACCUGCACUGUCACCAGCAAGUGGACAGCGGCGGGACAGUGGUGUUGGUCAGCCAGGAUGGGAUCCAGAGGCCGCCCUUCCGCUUCCCCAAGGGCGGGCACCUCCUGCAGUUCCUCUCGUGCCUGGAGAACGGGCUGCUUCCCCACGGGCAGCUGGACCCGCCUCUCUGGUCCCAGCGGGGAAAGGGCAAAGUGUUUCCCAAGCUGCGCAAGAGAAGCCCUCAGGGUUCCUCGGAGUCCACAUCUUCAGACAAGGAGGAUGAGGAGGCCACAGAUUAUGUGUUCCGGAUCAUCUACCCUGGCUCGCAGUCUGAAUUUGCUGCCCCCGACCUCUUGGCCAGCGCUUGCCCCAUCUCUGUGGGCCCCGCCUGGAUGAUGAUUGCUGCUGGUCAGUCCACGCUGGUAGUGGCCAGGGGGAGUCGGUGGGCACGAACCAGAUGGAAUACCGCCCUCCCCACACCAGGCCUGAAGGAGCAGCCCCCCUUCCCCCAGGAUCUGAUGGAUGUCUCCGUGAACAACCUCCCAUCCCUAUGGCAACCCAGCCCCCGGAAAUCCUCCUGCUCGUCCUGUUCUCAGAGUGGUUCAGCUGGUGGCAGCUCAACCAAUGGCUGCAACCAUGAGAGGGCUCCUCUGAAGCUGCUCUGUGACAACAUGAAGUACCAGAUCCUCUCCAGAGCCUUUUAUGGAUGGCUCGCCUACUGCAGACACCUGUCCACCGUGAGGACCCACCUGUCAGCCCUGGUCAAUCACAUGAUCGUGUCUCCGGACUUGCCCUGUGAUGCUGGCCAGGGGCUGACAGCCAGGAUCUGGGAGCAGUACCUUCAGGACAGCACGAGUUACGAGGAGCAGGAGCUGCUGCGGCUCAUCUACUAUGGAGGCAUCCAGCCCGAGAUCCGCAAGGCCGUGUGGCCCUUCCUCCUGGGCCACUAUCAGUUCGGGAUGACAGAAACGGACAGGAAGGAGGUGGAUGAGCAGAUCCAUGCCUGCUACGCACAGACCAUGUCGGAGUGGCUGGGAUGUGAGGCCAUCGUGCGGCAGAGGGAGCGGGAGUCCCACGCAGCCGCGCUGGCCAAAUGCUCAUCGGGGGCCAGUCUGGACAGCCACCUGCACCGGAUGAUGCACAGGGACUCCACCAUCAGCAAUGAGUCUUCCCAGAGCUGCAGUUCCGGCCGCCAGAACAUCCGCCUGCAGAGCGACUCCAGCAGCAGCACACAGGUGUUUGAGUCCGUGGAUGAGGCAGAGCAGGUGGAAGGAGAAGGCCGACUGGAGGAGAAACAACCCAAGGUCCACAACGGGAACCUAGAAAACGGCCCGUGCUCCCCAGACUCUGGCCAUCCAUCUUCCCACAACUUCUCCUCUGGCCUCUCGGAGCACUCGGAGCCCAGCCUCAGCACCGAAGACAGCAUCCUGGACGCCCAGCGGAGCGUGCCCCCGGCCCUUCCACCUGGGGACAGCAGCGUGGACGACGGGCAGAGCAGCGAGGCCACCACCUCAAGGGACGAGGCCCCUCGCGAGGAGCUGGCAGUGCAGGACCGAUUGGAGAGCGACAGCCUGGCCAAUGGGAGCCUGGACGAGUUCAUGUCCAUCGCCGGCAGCAUGGACGUGGCCCUGCCCGAGAAGGACGGUGCGGCAGGGGAGGGCUGGCGGGGCUGCAAGGCCGAGAAGCGCAGCCAGGCGGACAGCGAGGACAACCUCUCGGAGGAGCCCGAGAUGGAGAGCCUCUUCCCCGCCCUGGCUUCCCUGGUCGUGACCACUUCUGCCAACAAUGAGGCGUCCCCCGUGUCGUCCAGCGGCGUCACCUACUCCCCGGAGCUGCUGGACCUGUACACCGUGAAUCUGCACCGCAUUGAGAAGGACGUGCAGAGGUGUGACCGCAACUACUGGUACUUCACACCCGCCAACUUGGAGAAGCUGCGCAACAUCAUGUGCAGCUACAUCUGGCAGCACAUUGAGAUCGGCUAUGUCCAGGGCAUGUGUGACCUUCUGGCUCCGCUGCUGGUCAUCCUGGAUGAUGAGGCCCUGGCCUUCAGCUGCUUCACAGAGCUCAUGAAGAGGAUGAACCAGAACUUUCCCCACGGAGGCGCCAUGGACACGCACUUUGCCAACAUGAGGUCGCUGAUCCAGAUCCUGGACUCGGAACUCUUUGAGCUGAUGCAUCAGAACGGGGACUACACCCAUUUCUACUUCUGUUACCGCUGGUUCCUGCUGGACUUCAAACGAGAACUCAUCUAUGAUGACGUCUUCGCCGUCUGGGAGACCAUCUGGGCAGCCAAACACGUCUCGUCCGCCCACUACGUCCUGUUCAUCGCGCUGGCUCUGGUGGAAGUCUACCGCGACAUCAUCCUGGAGAACAACAUGGACUUCACGGACAUCAUCAAGUUCUUCAAUGAAAUGGCCGAGCGACACAACACCCGGCAGGUGCUGCAGCUGGCCCGGGACCUCGUGUACAAGGUGCAGACCCUGAUUGAGAACAAGUAGAGGGCGCCACCCGUACCCGCCCUUCUCCCACCCUCCUUUCCUCUGGUGAGCCCGGCCUGGGCGCCCGCCCUGGAGUCUGCUCAUGAAUGUGGCUCCUGUGCCCAGAGAAAGGGCCCUGCUUUGGCCGCGGGCAGGUGGGUCCAGGUCAGUCCAGCCUUACGUUUUCCUGUUUGACCAAAGAUUGACCAAGCCUGAGGCCUCCGCCACGGGUCUGGCUGCAGAUGGACAGAGGAGGCCUCUUCCCUCUGCCCUGUCUGUCCCCCAACCCUUCCUCAUCUGUCCAGAAGAGGUCUGGAGAGGUCUCUGGGGCUCCCACUGUGCCCUCAAAGCGGCCUUUGGAGACAUCCAAGAACAUGCUGGAAGGCUGGCCUACGGGGGCCCCUCCCGCAGCGCUGCCUUGGAGGUCCGCGGGUUCCUGGUGGCGGGCUGCCCCACACAUCUAGGAUGCUGAGCGGCCUCCUUGGCUUCCACCCAGAUGCCAGGAGCUCUGUCCCCACCUCAUGCCUGUUGUGACAAUCCCAAAUGUCCAGAACAUCCCUGGAUGUCCCCUGCAGGGCAGAAUUGUCCCCAUUUGAGAUGUCUCCCCUGCCUCUCUGUUUUGCCAAGCCAUCCUCUGUCCUGAGGCCUCCCCCAAGAGAAAGGGCGCACGGGGUCCUUCCCAGGCUCCCCUGGACUCUGGGGCUGCUCUGCUGCAUUAGCUUGUUUUCCCUCCUCGACGUGAUGCCAGGAGACACUUCUUUUCUUCUUUUCAAGAAAAGCAUCUUCCUGCAAGUAGCUGGAGUCUGAGGACUUCUGUGGGCGCCAGGUCCAGGCUCUGCAGGGCUCUGUGCACCUCAAGGCCGGACGGGGUCCCCUCCCAGUGCCUCUUCCUGGGGGAGACCUCACUGGGCCUGGUGCGCAGAGGCCUAUGGGGAGAGCCUCAUUCAGGGGGCCGACCUUUCCCUAAGCGCUUUGUUCACUCAGGACAAAGGAGGGAAAUGAGACGGGAUUGGCCAGGGCAGGGCUGGCUUCUGUUGUCCUUGGGGAGCAUCUGCUGAUAAGCGGGGCCCAGGGCCAUGGCUGGGUCCAGGAAGAGUCCCCUGUGCACCUGCCCAUCAGGGACACAGUCUACAGACCACGAGCUUCAGCACCUGCCCCUGCCCUCAGGCAGAGCAGCCGGCCAGCUCUCCCAUCAAAGAACAGACCUGGACAGGCCAGAGAGCAGGAGGCUGGGCGGAAGCUCCUCCCACUAGACCUGCUGCCUCUGGGGUCACCAAGGGCCACCUGCAGCUUGGGAUGGGAGGAAGUGGGGAAGUGGAUUUAAGAUCUGAGAGGCUGCAACCAGGUGGGGAGAGUCUCUCCUGCCUCCCUUCCUCCUGCUGCAUCUGUCCUCCGCCCUCCCCCAAGGGGACAGGAUGGAGAGAGGCCUGGCUGCUGCCUGAGGAGAGUCCCAUGGGAGUCACCUUCGCCCCACCCAGCUCCUGCUCUGCCCCACCGUAGCAGGAAGGGGAGGGGACAGCCUGGUCCCCAGCUUCCCAAGACAGAGGGGCCUGUGGGACAGAAGUGCACUUUGCCACUCAGCAGUUCUCUACGGGGGAUGGUACUGAGCACAGCCCAGGCCCCAGGCCUCCCGAGUCCUAUUUAUUUUUUUAUCAGAAAGUCUCAAAGUACAGCACAAGAUCUCUCCUCAGCCUCCCCUGUGGCGCGCCGAGUGUCUGUGGUUGUAGUUUGGAGUGACUUUAUAUUUACACAGUUUACCUGCUCUCAUUCAGACUUCGUUGGUUGUGUGUGUCUGUGUCUGUGUCUGUGUGUCCUGGAGCUGAACGUGAGAGACCCUGUCUGUGAGCUGCCCUCUUUUCCUUUCCCCAGUGUUGGCCACAUAUCUUGUAAAUGUUUACUGGAGAAUUGCGUCUAUAUGUGGAGAGAAAAUAUAUAUGAGCAGAGAAACAUAA
Messenger RNA from Marmota monax (woodchuck), 5715 nucleotides. It is a transcript of the gene Sgsm1, whose product is annotated as small G protein signaling modulator 1. Bases 410 to 3784 code for a protein of 1124 amino acids. Gene Ontology annotation, biological process: activation of GTPase activity. Gene Ontology annotation, molecular function: GTPase activator activity. The record is from RefSeq and is a predicted model, not a curated record. NCBI's taxonomy places the organism in Eukaryota, Metazoa, Chordata, Mammalia, Rodentia, Sciuridae. The transcript has 28 exons.